Messenger RNA from Mercurialis annua (annual mercury), 2228 nucleotides. Its product is annotated as probable protein phosphatase 2C 15. The transcript has 9 exons. Gene Ontology annotation, molecular function: protein serine/threonine phosphatase activity. Bases 806 to 2089 code for a protein of 427 amino acids. The record is from RefSeq and is a predicted model, not a curated record. Gene Ontology annotation, biological process: protein dephosphorylation. NCBI's taxonomy places the organism in Eukaryota, Viridiplantae, Streptophyta, Magnoliopsida, Malpighiales, Euphorbiaceae.
CUCUAACAGAAUCUAUAACACAUCAUUUUACCAUCACAGAAACACAUGCAUUUCCUGCAACCUCUUUUCCACGUGUCACCUUUUCCAUACACUUUCUCUGUCGCUGCACCUUCAACCCCUGAAUUCUAUGCUGUACCGGUCCCCACGUAAGCUUACUCUGCACCUGCAAAACUCAAGAAUUUAAUCAAUUUCUCUGCAUUUUCUUAAUUGGGUUUUUGAGUAAGAACAUAAAAGGCGAAAGGGUACUUAAAUUUAUAAAAAAAGUUUGGAUUUUUAACAAUUAUAGUUAUGUGGGUAUGUGGAGAGUUUGCUUUAUAGAGUCAGCAUUCAGGAAAAAAGUUUUCUUUUUAAGUUUCAAUUUUUUUUAUAGAAACUGAGCUGGUGGGUACUUCAAAAAUUCAAUUUUUUUAGUUUGGUUUUGAGUUUUUGUUUAAAAAUUUAUUAAUUUUGGAUGCUGGGUUGUCUUUAUUUUUUUAAUUUUUUAAGUUGGGUUUAGAUUAUUAUUAUUAAGGAUUCCAGUUCAUGUCUUGUCGCUAAAAACGCGUUUUGGUAAGCUUUUGUUGAACGUGGCGGUGUUCUUGGUGGGUGGUAUCUUAAUCAGAUCUCAGACAUUCUUGCUGUGUUGUUCAAGUUGGAAGAUUUUGCUGGUUGACUCUGUGAUUAGUUGAAUUCAGUGACAUAGAUUGAGUUGGAGUAAGUAUAAGCUUAAGUUGUUGAGGUUUAUGCUGGUGUAAUAUGCUUUUGAGGCAAGUGGUUUGGUUGGUUUGGAGUUGUUGAUCUUGGAAUUUAAGGGGUUCAAGUGGGUAUGAUGGCUUCCGGGGAAGGGAGGAGGCGGCGUGAUAAUCUUGUGCCUCUGGCUGCUUUGAUUAGCAGAGAGAUGAAGAAUGAGAAGAUGGAGAAACCAACUGUGAGAUAUGGUUCAGCAGCUCAGUCUAAGAAAGGUGAAGAUUAUUUCCUGAUUAAGACUGACUCUCAACGCGUAUCGGGGAAUCCCUCAUCCGCCUUUUCCGUGUUUGCGGUCUUUGAUGGGCACAAUGGAAAUGCUGCGGCCAUUUAUACUAAGGAGAAUCUUUUGAAUUAUGUUUUGGGUGCCAUUCCUCGCGGUCUUGGACGGGAGGAAUGGAUUCAAGCCUUACCUCGAGCAUUAGUUGCUGGCUUUGUGAAGACUGACAAGGAGUUCCAGAGUAGAGGAGAAACAUCGGGUACUACAGUAACAUUCGUUAUAGUUGAUGGAUGGACAGUUACUGUUGCAUCAGUUGGAGACUCACGUUGUAUUCUAGAUGCUCAGGGUAGUGGUGUUUCCACGCUAACUGUAGAUCAUAGACUUGAGGAGAAUGUAGAAGAAAGAGAACGCGUGACUGCAAGUGGUGGGGAAGUUGGAAGGCUUAGCAUUGUUGGUGGAGUUGAGAUUGGUCCACUCCGUUGUUGGCCAGGAGGCUUAUGUCUCUCCAGGUCAAUUGGGGACAUGGAUGUUGGAGAGUUCAUAGUUCCAGUUCCCUAUGUCAAGCAAGUAAAGCUGUCAAAUGCAGGUGGUAGGCUUAUAAUUGCUUCUGAUGGAAUCUGGGAUGCUCUUUCCUCAGAAAUGGUAGCAAAAUCUUGCCGCGGAUUGCCAGCAGAACUUGCUGCUAGACAAGUUGUGAAGGAAGCAUUACGGACAAGAGGACUAAAGGAUGAUACAACCUGCAUAGUUGUUGACGUAAUUCCUCCAGAGAUUGCAAUACAGCCUUCAACUCCACCCAAGAAACAGAAUAAGCUAAAGGCCUUACUGUUCAGGAAAAAAUCACACGAUGCUGCUAAUAGACUAGCUAAAAAGCUUUCUGCUGUAGGCAUUGUUGAAGAAUUAUUUGAAGAAGGGUCAGCCAUGCUUGCCGAGAGACUGGGGAACGAUGAAUCGACGACGCAAUCCGGACUUUUUACAUGUGCUGUAUGUCAAAUUGACCUUGGUUCUAGGGAGGGGAUAUCGGUCCAUGCCGGUUCAAUAUUUUCGACCAGCUCAAAGCCUUGGCAAGGGCCUUUCCUCUGUGCCGAUUGUCGCGAUAAGAAGGAUGCCAUGGAAGGAAAACGCCCCAGUGGAGUUAAAGUGGCAUAAGCAUAACUCUUCAUUUUUUUAUCUCUUAAUUUAUUUUUUGUAAACCCCAUUUUUCUAGGAAUAUCAGACAGUAUUAUAUGAUGCCACAAAAAUGUAAAUGUAAUCCAAUAAUGUGAAAUGUGUUUUAGCAUUUAAGUCA